AUGAGCGAUCCGUCGCCGAGCUGUGCAAUCUGCUACGCCCCGCCGGACACAUGUCCAUGUGAAUCUGAGCGCCUUGCAAUCGCCGUCGAGCAAGCAGAGCGUCGGCGCAUGGACGAGCAGCUGAAACACAUCCGGGAAUGGGUCAUAGAACACUCUCGCAUACACAUCCUACACGCAUUCACACGCCUCACUUCCGCCCGCAAAGCCGCUCAUACCGCCUACCUGUCCUCACUUCCCCAUUACGCGAUAUACAUGCAAUACUCCGGCCGCCCACCUCUGCACCCACAAGCCAUGGCUCAGCUGCAAGCCCAGAUAGCCGAAGCACACGCUGAGCUCAAGCGCGGUAUCGAUGCCGACUGGCGAGCAUCCGUGCUACGGUACCCAGAAGUUCUCGACUACUUCUACAGCCUCGUGGAGCUGAAGCUGCCCGGCGACCGGAGCGCAGAGGUGGUCAACCCGCCGUUUGCGAGGGCUGGAUACGCGGACCAGGGUUACGAUCAGCGGAGCCCGAAAGAGGGGAAGAAGAAGAAGAAAGUUCGUGACGAGACGCCGGCGCCGGAGCGGCCGAGGCGCGAGAGGAGGGAUAGCAAUCACUUUCCAAGGCAGAAUGCACCGCCAGUGGUUCCGACACCGCCGAUCCAUCCGGGAUAUGGACCUUACGGCCAUGGUGGCGGGUACUCAGGGUAUGGAUAUCCGUAG
This is a messenger RNA of Coniosporium apollinis CBS 100218, 699 nucleotides long. RefSeq lists its product as uncharacterized. The coding region runs from base 1 to 699 and encodes 232 amino acids. The record is from RefSeq and is a predicted model, not a curated record. The transcript has 2 exons. Lineage: Eukaryota; Fungi; Ascomycota; Dothideomycetes.